AUGAGUAACGAUAAAAUAUCUUUAACUUUACUCGAACAUUUACCAGUUGAAAUAUUUUUACAAAUCUGUUCUUUCCUUCCAUGGCGAGAGCUUGUGACAUCUUUCUCUGGCCUCAAUUUUUAUAUUGAUUCAAUUAUUCAAUCUAUCAGAGGUAAAAAUCAUGGAAUUAGAUAUAAUGAUAUGGAUGCAAUAAAUCUUCUACAACUAUUUCCUACUCUAAUUGAUCGUUUGGUAGUCGUAAAUGCUGAUAUAGUUGAUUUGAGUUCAUUAAUCAAUUUACGUUCACUUACAUUGGAAUAUGGUACUAAGGCACAACUGAACACUAUUCGUCCACAUUGUUUUCCUAAACUUGAAAUUCUUCAUAUCAAAGCACUUCACACGACUUUGAAUGAUAGUAUGGAAACCAUAAGUGAUUUGUUUCACGUAAUAUUAUCCAAUGGUUUUCCUCAACUUCGAAUAUGUACCGCUUUAGACAUUGGAACUGUACCUUUUAGUGACACAUGGAUAGGAUCAUCUAGUCUUCAGAUGCUGAAUUUGAAAAUGGAAACCGAUCAAGAUUAUGAAAAACUUCUAUCGAAGCUUUCAGACGCUUUAAAUAUGUUUAAAAAUAUUUUUACAGCAUUAAGUGUUAGUGGAAGAAAACGUCUAAAUCGUGAGCUUCUGAAUCUUAAACAAUUAGAAUUAGAAAAAAAGUUCAUACUUGAUAUCUCUCCUGCGGCGCCGCUCUUCGAUACUAACAAACCGCCACCUCGCUUCAAUAAUUCGAGAAUGGCUAAACGUCCUCUUCGACAAGAUGUUACGAUUAUUCAAGGUCGAAUUUUGCUACAAAGUGAACUAUAUUGUCGUGCUUCAUUUCUUAUUGAAAUCGUAUUAGCACAAGACUAUCCAUUUAAGUGUCCUGAAAUAACAUUUCUGGAUCCUAUCUAUCAUCCAAAUAUCUCAACAUCUGGUACAUGUUGCGGUUGUUUGUGUGGUUUUGGCUUUGCAGUUGCUGACAAAUAUAGACCAACAACAUCACUGAGUAGUAUUAUCACGACUAUUAUUGACAUUAUUGAUAGCCCUUUUACCAGUGAAGAAUCUCAUAAUCCAGAACGUCUUGUAGAAUAUCGUAAAGAUUACCAGAUAUUCUGUAAGAAAGCAUUAGAAUGUACGCUUUCAUAUGGACGACCACGUUACUAA
Adineta steineri is the source of this 1179-nucleotide messenger RNA. The record is from the annotation of a GenBank genome assembly. Lineage: Eukaryota; Metazoa; Rotifera; Eurotatoria; Adinetida; Adinetidae.